AUGGCCCCCAUAUUAGAUACGUCAUUCGAAGAUGCUCAGAAGCGAGCCCGUGAUUUCCUUCAGAAGAAAGAAUCAAAGCAACGACGAUCGCUUCUGAACGAAGACGUCAGUAUUCACGAGGAGACGACUCCCUCCGAGAAAGUUCCGUCUCUUUCCUCAAGCCUGGUUAGCUCGGAGAAUGCCAGUACACCGGAGGAAUACAAACGGCGUCUCCAGCAACGUCGCCUCGACGAUAUCAUUUUGAGUUCCCCGCCUGGAAAGAUUCAAUGGCCAUCAGAGCAGCUCAGCUUCGAUGCGAACUCGGAUUCGCCCGAGAAAAGAAUCCAGGAAACGAACGACAACUUCAGAGAGCGUUCCGCAAUUUCUGUCCACGAAGAGGCCGAGGAGCGACUACGCAUGGAGGCGGCGAGGAUGCGAGCUCUCGAGGAGCGCGAACUCUUCCAGCUAUAUGAAGAAGCCGACAGACACGCUCGGGAAGAACAUGAAAAGUUCCUGAAGCGGUACACGGAGCUGCAAAACGCCCUCGAAAUCCAGUACAGACGGGAUCAGGAGCGAAUAUCUUUGGAAAUCACGGAGAGGAAGCAGGCCUUGUUAGUGAGAGCCAAACGCGACAGUGAGCUUCUCGUCCAGCUGCAUAAAACUCUGUCCGAGAAGUCCGCCGAAUCGGCGAAAGCUUUCGCGGCGAAAUCCAAGGAAAUCAUUCACCUGACGGAAAAAGCGAAACAAGAAGAAGAAAAGAUUCUGAGACAGAAGGAGGCUCGUAUCCUGAGGGAGAAGCACAAGACUAAGAUAUCAGAAAUUAUCUCGACCAUCGAUCAAUCGAUCGGUACCUUGCAAAAAGAUCUCCCGGAAUCGCAGAGUGCUAAGGAAGAACUCGCCAAAGUGAAGAGCUCGCUUCAAGAUCCCGCGAAUCACGAGAAUGCUGCUGUUUUUGAGGGAGCUCUGACCGAAGUGAGGAAAAUUCUGGACACAUAUGCGGCGGCACUUCUGGCCCGCGAACAAAAGAAGGUAGAAGAGGCGAUCAAAACGCAGCCGAAACGUCAGUCAGAGAAUCGGUAUCGUCAAGCAGUAGAGAAGCUAAAACAAAACGCUGAAAUCUUCACUAAAUUCAUAGAGGAGAAUAAACUGCUCCGAACAAAAAUCACGCGUUUCAUCACGUUGACGGUGAACAAAAUCCAGAAAUCGACCAACAAUCAAGAGCAUGCGCUAGCUCUCGUGAAGCUCUUCAGCAGCGACGACGUCCGGUAUGGCCUCGCGACCGACAUCGUGAACUUGUCCGGCAACAAGGAAGCUGUGACUUUCUCGAUGGACUUGACAGCGAAGAAAAUCCUGGACAGUGUCGAGAAGCUCCCCGCGGAACCCAUACAGGAAUGGGUUCCCCACGCGACCGUCGUUGGCACGCUCUGGUCGACGUCUCCCAAAUUCGGUGAUAUAUUCUUCAACAAUCUGGUCUCCCGCUGUCCAUUCCUGGUCCCCGUGUACUUCGACGACCUGACCGCUGAGGAAUCGACGACUUACAUUUCGAAGUUCGUCCAGUACACAAGCGAGUCUUGGAGCAGUUUCAUCCCGCGCAUGGGCUACUACGCGAGAUUGCUCGGGGUGAUAUGUACGAUGAAACCCCGUUGGGGACCGCCAUUCGCACCGGGCAAGAUGUGGACACUCUUGGCGAGUACUGUCAAGUGCGAAAUCAAAACCAAAGAGGUGGCCGAGGUCGCCGCGAUGGUGAUGAAGUCCCUUCUCGAAACCUGCGGUCACACGAUGCAGGCCUCGUACGGACGUCAGUUCAGCAAAUUCAUACAUCUGACGUGCAAGGAGUUCUACGCAAAACUCACAGAAGUUGCUAAAAACGCACCGUCGGUAAUCAGUCUUGAAAUUUUUAUGAAAGAGGUUGUAACCGCCGGAGGGAAAUUCACACCUGUUGUUUGAAACUUCGAGGACAAUGGUGUACAAAGACUGUUCAUAGGAAGGAGAGAAUUUUCUAGAAAGACUCCGAGUCAAAAUAACUCAGAGCAGGUUGUCUGGGGUGGUGCCCUAUUCGCAGAGUUGAAAUAAAGCUCCUGUGUUAGUAUGCAG
Messenger RNA from Galendromus occidentalis (western predatory mite), 2073 nucleotides. Its product is annotated as Gle1 RNA export mediator. NCBI's taxonomy places the organism in Eukaryota, Metazoa, Arthropoda, Arachnida, Mesostigmata, Phytoseiidae. Gene Ontology annotation, cellular component: nuclear pore; nuclear pore cytoplasmic filaments; cytoplasm. The transcript has a single exon. Gene Ontology annotation, molecular function: inositol hexakisphosphate binding; phospholipid binding; translation initiation factor binding. The record is from RefSeq and is a predicted model, not a curated record. Bases 1 to 1926 code for a protein of 641 amino acids. Gene Ontology annotation, biological process: poly(A)+ mRNA export from nucleus.